UGGUGGUGGUGGGACCGGUGGUGGUGGUAGUGGUGGCGAGGAGGAAGACGAAGACGACGACGUAGGAAUGGACUGUUUCAAGGAUGAAGAAUGUGGACCGUUGAACAUGAGCAACAAACUCGUUGUCAGCUGCAGUCCCAAACAGCAGCAGCAGCAGCAGCAACAACAACAACCGCAACAACCGCAGCAACAACAGCAGCAACAACAACAGCAACAACAACAACAACAACACCGAGGAAACGGUGGUGCCAGCAGCGGAGCAGUCCUCGGUGCCGGUAGUGUGGCAGUGUUCGGUGCAGGAGGUGCAGUUGGAGUAGUUAGCAGCAAUUCGGGAGCUGCUGCUGCUAGUGGUGCUGGUGGCGGCGGCGGAGGAGGUGGAGGUGGUGGUAAUGGCGGAGGUGUCAGCGCUGUGGCGUUGUGUGGCAACGCUACCAGCGGAAGUUCAUUUCUAAUCGGUGAAGAAACCGUGAAACCAUCGGGAAUUAACGAAAGAAAACGAAGAGCCAGCGACGAGAUAAGCCUGGACAGUUCAACAAAAGCAAGCGAAAGUGGCAUUGUAGAUGACUUACAAGCUGUCAGAGAUGAUAACGACGAUGAUGAUGACGAUGAAGACGACAAGCUGCCAUCCGGACAUGAAUACGAUACUGAAAGAUUGAAAGCCUUUAACAUGUUUGUCCGUUUGUUUGUCGAUGAAAAUCUCGACAGAAUGGUGCCCAUUUCUAAACAGCCUAAGGAUAAAAUUCAGGCUAUAUUAGAAGCAUGUGACCGACAAUUUCCGGAAUUUCACGAACGAUCCCGAAAACGGAUUCGGACAUAUUUGAAAUCCUGCCGCCGAAUGAGAAGGUCAAAGGAACAGAAUGGCUGGGAACCGCUUCGCCCGACUCCACCACAUCUGACGUCUGCAGCCGCUGAAGGUAUACUAGCAACGGCUUGUGAAAAUGAGAGCAACAACGCUAAAAGAAUGAGAAUGGGGCUAGAACCGUUGCCGGCAAGUGCAGUUCAGCAGUUAAGUAAUAGUGGCGUACUGGGUGGAGUUGGUGGAAGUUCAGGAGGUGGAAAUAUCGGAGGAAAUAACAACAGUAACAACAGCAACAGUAACAACAGCAACAGUAGCAACAACAAUAACAACAACAGCAGUAGCAACAACAACAGUGGAACUGGUGCCGGCGGAAACGGAAGUGGGGGUUGUGCGACUCCUUCGGGUCAAAACGCUAAUAGCCAGAACACUGCUCAUCAGUUGUCAUCGGCCAACCAAGCGCAAUCACAAUCUCAAACGGGCAGCCAUGACCGAUCCGUAGUGUCCAGCACGGGAAACGACUUUAUACGACAUCAACCUCCGACCUUUCGACCUCCGCCGGAGUUCCAUCCUCCAUUUUUUCCCAAUAGCAAUGGUAUUUUCCGACCGGGUUUCACGACAGGCUAUCAGCACCCAGCUCACCAUCACCCACCCGUGAUUCAACAUACUCCUAUUCAACACAACUCAGUCCAAAACGGCCCAACAGAUCUGAGUAUGAAGAAACAGAAUUCCAAAAAUCAACUCAGCCCCAGUGAAGUGGCAACUAUAAAACAGCUUAUAGCUGGCUACAGAGAGUCGGCGGCAUUUCUAUAUAGAUCGGCUGAUGAACUAGAGCAACUAUUAUUACAACAGAACUAAGCGUCUCCUUGCCAACUGGAUACAUCCACACAUCAUUAGACACUUCACAAAAAAUAAUAAUAAUAAAAAAAUAAUAAUAAUAAAUAAAUAAAAAAUUUAAAAUAAAUUUAUUCAUGGAAAUAUAUUACAAAAAAAAAAAAUUAAAUUUAAAUGAAAAGAAAAAAAAA
Octopus sinensis (East Asian common octopus) is the source of this 1821-nucleotide messenger RNA. Its product is annotated as nucleolar protein 4-like. The record is from RefSeq and is a predicted model, not a curated record. The transcript is spliced from 6 exons. Lineage: Eukaryota; Metazoa; Mollusca; Cephalopoda; Octopoda; Octopodidae. The coding region runs from base 68 to 1654 and encodes 528 amino acids.